Molecule: messenger RNA, 2810 nt
Organism: Pseudomassariella vexata
Lineage: Eukaryota; Fungi; Ascomycota; Sordariomycetes; Amphisphaeriales; Pseudomassariaceae
Exons: 9
Coding region: 372-2600 (742 amino acids)
Biological process (GO): translation; RNA polymerase I preinitiation complex assembly; nucleolar large rRNA transcription by RNA polymerase I
Cellular component (GO): ribosome; RNA polymerase transcription factor SL1 complex; RNA polymerase I core factor complex
Molecular function (GO): RNA polymerase I core promoter sequence-specific DNA binding; structural constituent of ribosome; protein binding
Source: RefSeq, a predicted model, not a curated record
ACGGUUGUCUUUGUUCCAAAGUCAAACCUUGCAACGACGAAACCUCCACCGUCAGCCAAAAUAUUCAAAGACUCGGCACCGCAACAUUGUAGUCUUUUGUCUUGCAUUUAGCAGCUGUUUAAAUGCGACAGGAUCUUAUGUGAGUCGCGGACAGCCAUCGUGGAGAAUCAUUCGGCACCGUUCCCACGAAAUGGUCAAAGUCGCUUCCAGGUCUUCGAUGUGGAUCCCAUGAGGACGAGCAAAGCACCAACUUACACCAAGUUACCUUGACGUUUAUAUUGGUCACACGAGAGACAAGCUUUCAAAGUUGAUUAAUUGAUUGAUCAACCCAAGCUACCUGUGAUAAGAACGACAUUCUCGCAAAACGAAACAUGGCACCAUCCAAAUAUCACCGCUUCGCUAACGGUGAGCGCUGCGAGGAAUGCUCAGCGCGCUACUGGUACGCGCAAGAUGGCCUGCGCUACUGCCGCAACGGCCACCAGCUAGAAGGCUUCGCUUCGCACGAGGCGGGUGAGGACGACUUCAACCCAACGGGCAAAGUGACGCGGAAGAAACGGGAACGGCGCGAGCGGAUCGCCGUUAAGCUGGAGGGCGCCGCGGGUAGGGAGCUGUAUCUCGAGGUGUUGCAGCUUAUUCUCAGGAGGCAGCUAUGGUGGCUGGUAAAGGAUAAGGGGCUGCCUCAGGAACUCGAGGCGGUUGUGAAGGGGCUUUGGGAUUUGAGGGUGAGGAAUUUGCCGUUGAGGGGGGAGGGAGAGAGCGGGAAGGAGGUGGGGCCCGAGUCAGAGACGGAGAGCUUUUUCAGUGCGCAGAGCGAUACGGGGACGGAGUUGAGUGAGGAUGAUGCGGCGUCCGUUUCGACGAGGAGUUGGGCGCCCGAGGCGGGGAGGUCGUGGAAGAUGCCUAAGCUGAUGGACACUCUGGCUUUGUGCUACUUGGGGUGUCUGACGAUGCGUUUGCCAGUUACGACAGCGGACUUUCAGGUUUGGGCUCAAAAAGGGGAUAUGGAGUUCUUGGCUGUAGUCAAUUCGUUACCUCAAAACGUACGAGAUCGUCUGCCAGCGCAGUACCACAGAGCUUUAGAGGUCAAGGAUCACAUCAAAACUGGCAAGCUCCUAUCUGCCGUCCAGGAAAUGGCCAUAUCCUUCAACUUCAACUUCGAGAUUAAGUUCCCAGCACUCAACUACGUUCCCAUGCUGGUCCACUAUAUUGAGGAGUUGACUCUACCUCUCAACAUUUACCUCACAGUUAAAUGCUUGGCCGAGAUGCUACAAGCAGACUUUUCAUAUCCCCUUUCCGGGGCUAAGAAACGCAUUCGGUCAAUGAACAAUCCAGAAGUGUUUUUGCUGACAUUAGUCGUGGUUGCUACGAAGCUUCUCCACCCACUCGAUGGCAUUGAGCGGCCACCAGCAAGCCACAAUGAUCCCAGAGUCAUGCAGCUCAACUGGAAAGAAUGGCAGCAUGCUAGGACAAAACGAGACGGUACUAAGGGGCUGGAAAAAGGCACCGAAUACAGGGUCACAGCAAAUGAAGCCUUGACACUGGACAAGACGAAACUCGACGACUACAUGGACUGGUUCGAGAAGAUGUGGAUUGGAAACGGCGAACAAGCCAGGGCUGUUGACUCUAUACGAAGGCCAUUCCAGGCCAGUAGGUUCGGCACCACUGACAGCCAGUCGCAAGCUGAUAAACGUUUAUUACCGGAGAACGAUGUGACGAUAAAGGAACGGUACCGAGUCGUCAAUGAAGGCAUAGUAGUCGUUGAGCCAGUGCCAGACCAGCUCGACAAGAAAACAGGGAAGCCGCAACGGCUCGAGCGAGACUUCUGUCCUGUCUGGCGCACAGAGGAGGAUCUGCCAGAGGUGGCCAAGGUCUUCUACCAAACAGCGGCGGACCUGGCUACGAUACAAUUGGGGACUCUUGUGACAGCUGCCGCUCAAGUUGAAAGGCGGUUGGAGCUGUGGUGUUUGGAGAGGGAGAAAGAGAGGCGGAAGGAACAGGCAGAUUUCGGCCCGGCUGUUGCGAAGGGAGCAAUCGUGGCCAUUGUGAAUUCAGUAUUGCGAGACAUGUCUUCAGAGCCAGAACCUACAGUGGAGGCGCCCCGUCCUGAGCAGUUGGCCACGAUUUCCUACCUUUUGAACGCGGAUUUUGCGAGGCGAGUUGAAUAUCAUUCUAUCACCAUUCAUCGACAACAACCACCGCGAGGACCAGCAAAAAUGCAGAUCUUCGUGAAGACCCUGACGGGCAAGACCAUCACCCUUGAGGUGGAGUCUUCCGAUACCAUCGACAAUGUCAAGUCCAAGAUCCAGGACAAGGAGGGCAUUCCCCCAGACCAGCAGCGCCUGAUCUUCGCUGGCAAGCAGCUUGAGGAUGGCCGUACUCUUUCCGACUACAACAUUCAGAAGGAGUCCACCCUGCACUUGGUUCUCCGUCUGCGUGGCGGUGUUAUCGAGCCCUCUCUUAAGGUUCUCGCCAGCAAGUACAACUGCGACAAGAUGAUCUGCCGCAAGUGCUACGCCCGUCUCCCUCCCCGUGCAACCAACUGCCGCAAGCGCAAGUGCGGUCACACCAACCAGCUCCGACCCAAGAAGAAGCUGAAGUAGACGAUUCUCCUUUCAAUGUCACGACGGUACUUGGUUUGGGCUUCACGAGGCAAAUCGGAAGCGGAUGGCAGAUCUCUGGGUGGAAGACACGACAUCGACUGCAUCCAUGGCUUGCGGUUCCCUUUCCCUACAGAAUAGCACGCCUAGUUUAGUGACAAUCAAACUAUGGUACAUGACCUGAUCUAGAAACCUGACAAUCAAUCAUUGACG